AUGUCUGCCGACCCCAGCCCAGCUUCACCCUUCUCCAUCCCCUUUGGCAUCAUCAUUGGCCUUCUCGCCUCUUUCGUCCAGUCUUUGGGAUUGACUAUACAAAGAAAGAGUCACGUCCUUAACCAAGCUCUGCCCGAGCAUCGCAGAAAGGUCGAGCAUCGACGACCGCUAUGGCUUCUCGGUUUUGCCAUCUUCAUCUCUUCAAAUGUUCUCGGGUCUCUAGUUCAAAUUGCCGCCCUACCCGUCGUCAUCCUCGCCCCGCUUGGCGCAGUAUCCCUAUUAUGGAACGCCUUCUUUGCCCGUUGGAUUUUGGGCGACGUGUUCUCCCCGUGGAUGAUCCUCGGUACUAUCCUGAUUGCUGGAGGUGCCGUGCUGAUUGCGGUAUUUGGUAUCGUGCCCGAGCCUACUAGGUCGCUCGAAGACCUGCUAGAGCUAUUCAGACGGCCGGCCUUUGCUGCAUACUUCUCAGUCCUCGUGUUCGUGGUGUUGCUCAGUUUAGGAGCGACCCACAUCGCAGAAUUCGCUCUUUCUCGCAAGCUCGGCCAGAAUGACGACGACUGGGAAGCUUCUGCCUUGUUAACCCCGUCAUCCAAUAUAAUCGACCUCUCAGCAACUGACGACCCGCCCCGAAACGAUGGCAUUCCAGGCCCGGCGAGUUUCGUAGCGGAUGAAACGACGCCUCUAUUGCAAGAUGUUAAGCCUAAUGGCACAACAGAGGACACCAAUAGCCGGGCUGGGCCCAACAGUUUACAUCGCACACGCAUUCUCAUUGCAAUCUCCUACGCUUCAUUUUCGGGCAUCCUAUCCGGCAUGUGCCUUAUCUUUGCCAAGAGUGGUGUUCAGCUGCUCCUCUUGACCUUGGGCGGUCAGAAUCAAUUCUGGCGCUGGGAGUCGUGGGUCCUUGUCCUCGGCCUCGUCGUCUUUGCCUUAUUGCAGCUAUGGUACCUGCACAAAGCGCUUAUACUUGCUGAUCCGACUCUAGUCUGUCCCUCUGCUUUUUGCUUCUACAACCUAUCUUCAAUCCUUAAUGGACUUGUCUACUUUAACCAACUGUCUUUGAUCAGACCGCUGCACCUACUUUUGGUCAGCCUCGGUAUCAUUGUCUUGCUCUGUGGUGUGUGGGUUGUCAGCAUCCAAGCUGGCGGAGGAGUCGUUGAUGUGACACCAUGGACGGACGAGCCCGAAGAGAUGCUUUGUAACGAAGCGGUGUCCCGUGAAGAAGACGAAGAGACAUGUCUACAAGAGGUUCCCGUUUCAAGACCAAGCGGGCCUCCUAGAAUUGGGCCUGUACCUCUCGACAGAGGCACGCGUUCCGAGUCGAGUGUUCCCAACAUCAACGCGUCCACAUUCAGUGACCUCCAUCCACACAAGCACCAUCGAGUAUCAACAGACUCGGAAGCAUCACAGCCUUGCAGACGACGAAGAGGUUCGACCACCUCCGAUGUUUCUCAGCAUCGUCUAUCACGACGAAACACGACGCAUUUACCUACAUCACCAAGCCUAGGCUCGCGUUAUUCUCUCAAACACCGGCUUGCGUCUGUGGGCAACGAGUUGUACCGACACUCUCAUGGAUCGACAACACACGGUGGCCCUCUAUCACCCCCGUUGAAUCCAGCGGGCUUCCAGAUAGGGCUGUCACCUGUAAGCCCUGGGUUCGCAAUUAUGCCAAUGGAGAGGCGGUCGAGGCAUUCGCAACAGCAAGCGGGAUUGGGGCUUGGGUUGCCGCCAGGGUCAUCGAAUCGGAGGAGGACAGUCAGCGAAGGGGAUGCAGCAGCCAGGAACGGUCUUAAUGCCGAUGAUGGAGAGCUUGAAGGAGGAGCUGGAGACGAGCAAGAAAGAGGGGAAGGGGCGGAUGGUGCUGAGGAGGGUUUGCAGCGGGAUCGUGGUUCUGAUGAAGACUCUUCGAGGUGGACGAGGCUGGCACUGGCCGAUGGCCUGGGCUGGCAAUUCGUAUUGUAUAUUGAACUUCUGUAUGCAAAAUUGAACCCAUUCCAUAUCCAUUCCGGCAAAGGUGCGGUCGAUAAGCGCAAGGUCAGGCCAGCACACAGUUCGUCAGACCCCACACCAUGUCAUAUCUUUGAUUCUGUUAUAUGGAACACUGGCUUCUUUUACCUCUCCACCACCGUCCUGAAAGACUCGGAGCCUAAGCUAGGACCCCCAAAUAUACCCCUCAAGGCCGGAUGA
Molecule: messenger RNA, 2184 nt
Organism: Coprinopsis cinerea okayama7#130
Lineage: Eukaryota; Fungi; Basidiomycota; Agaricomycetes; Agaricales; Psathyrellaceae
Exons: 5
Coding region: 1-2184 (727 amino acids)
Biological process (GO): magnesium ion transport
Cellular component (GO): membrane
Molecular function (GO): magnesium ion transmembrane transporter activity
Source: RefSeq, a predicted model, not a curated record